This is a messenger RNA of Hippoglossus stenolepis (Pacific halibut), 6458 nucleotides long. Its product is annotated as dapper homolog 1. Gene Ontology annotation, cellular component: cytoplasm. The transcript is spliced from 2 exons. The record is from RefSeq and is a predicted model, not a curated record. NCBI's taxonomy places the organism in Eukaryota, Metazoa, Chordata, Actinopteri, Pleuronectiformes, Pleuronectidae. Bases 2623 to 4293 code for a protein of 556 amino acids. Gene Ontology annotation, biological process: negative regulation of canonical Wnt signaling pathway.
AGUGCACUCCAUGGGGUUUAAAGUUAUCUUUAGAACAACAGGUGGCGGAACUGAAGGUGAACUCACAGGUCAAGUCAACAAAACCUUAUCUGGGGGAUAACAGACUCAGUUCAGCUACGCUUCCACUCAGGCUCUGCUGCCGGGAACUUUCCUCCAACUUUUACAGUCCAAACCUGUUUGUGGUAAAAGGUAUUCAUCUUGAACAAAAUGUAUCUUGCCUGCUUGCACCCACUGGUGGGUUUUGCAUGUGUUCCCUGUUUUAUCUUAGCAUGCUGCGUGGCUAAUCCAGGGAACAUCCAAAGAGCCAUCUGCGCCGAGCAUAACUGUAUUCCCAUUUGUGCAAUAAAUAAUUACAUCAUGACAAAGUGUUUCUGACUGAAGUAGUGUAGUGUUGUGCUUUUACCUCCUCCAGGAGGUUUUCACAUCUGUCUGCUCUGUGUUUACUUGUGGGUUAGUUUAUUUUGUUUGGCUAUUAAACCACUGUACAUAUUUUGCACCAAACAUAGUGGAUGGGGCUCAGUCAGGAUCCCAGCUUUAGACCCGAAGGUGGAAUCAAUGAAACAGUCAUCAGCCCCUGAGUCCACCAGGGCUUGCAGGGGAAUGGAACUGCUGAAUCCAGGGAGAGACGCACAAAGCUGCAUACGUAGGUGAGGGGCUGGUGAAGAGGAGGUGCGGCUCAUCAGUGCCCUCUCAGUUACUGACGAGCCUAAUCUUUUGGUAGGUGGGGACAGGAGGUGAGGAAAUUGCCGGCUAGGCCACAAUAAAUGCACAGGCCUGCUUGGACCUGGUUCUGGCGUUUCAUGGGAGAGAGGCAAGCUCGUCCCAGUUUUAUGGGUUCCUCAGGAGUUGAUUAGGUGAUUGGUAGCAGCGCCGCUGCCUUCACUGCGGGCAGCCUAACUUCUCCCUACGGUGUUCACAAAGGCAAUUAUCGAGAUGAGUAGAAAUGGAGUCUAAACUUUUUUCUCAUCUGUAGCAGCAAACUCAUCCUUGACAUUAUCAGCUUAACCCUGAAGGAAAACACUCUGCAGAGCCUAAUUAUCCCACCCACCCCACCACUUUGCUGAAAAACUAAAGAACACCGGAGCAGAAACUGCAUGCAAGCCCCCAAAUCUAUCAUUAGGGGAUAGGAAAAAAUGGCUGACAUGGCAGCUGGCCGGAGGCGGGCGACGCUUGUAGCGAGGGGGAAGUCACAGGUGGAGAAACAUCAGCGGGAGCGGUAACAGUUCCCCUGGCUGGAGGAAUGGAGAUACAAGCCAUGACGUUGCUUAUGUGUCCUCUGAUCUUGGACAUGCUGAUGGUCAGAAAGCUUAAGGUUUCUAUUACACCCCAUAGAGCAUGGUCACCACCAGUGCACCCUUGGUGGCGAGAGCUUGGCAGAUCUGUGGCCAGAUUGUUCUGUUACAGCUUGUUUGGUCUGGACCCAAAAUGCAGACACGGACACACAAGAGGCUUAUUGAUAACUGAGUCUUGAAAGAAAUAUUGAAGCGGUGGUGAGGUGGGCGCUGAGCCUAGAUGACAGGAGACAGGCAGGCGAGGAGAAGAGGGCUCCGGGGGAAGGACACUGGCAGGUAGGGAGUCGUGGCUGGUGGAGGAAGAUUGAUGGAUGAUUGAAGUCUGUUGUGGUGAGGAGCCAGGUGCCCACAGGUUAAGUAGUGCCCGCGAACAAAUAAACAAACAUAACAGACACACACACACACACACACACAUCCAAGAGAGGGACCCAAGACGACACAGAGGAAAACACAGGGGAAGCAGGAGUCCUGGCGGAGCCAUGACAGGACCCGAAGCAAACAUGCAGGCAAUGGUGCAGAGUAAAGUUUAUGUUCAUCCUACCUGCUCUAUCUUAAGUGUUUUUCAUUAAAUGAAACAGAAUUUGCUUUAUUACUGUUCAAGUGUUUGGCUUAUAUAUAAGUUUGAAUGAUUUGCAUGUCAGCUAUUUGAGAGGAGUGUUAAGCAAGCAACACAAUCUUCAGAACCAAGUUCACAACUUUUUCAAAAUAAAUGUUGUGCUUUUACUUUGUAGACAAGCUGCUGAAGAGGAAGUGAUUCUAUGAAUGACAAAUAUCAGUGCCCGCUACACCCGUGAAUGUCUGUUGCAGUCUGAUAUGUGGAAAUAAAAAUACUAAAAUAAUCUAAAUGAGCCAGCGGGCUAGAAAUUAUUGCAGUACGGGCUGUUUUGGCCCACCGGCUGUGAGGACAUAGAGAAGGCCCAUUGGGUCUUUAGCCCUGCCCCCACUGACAAUUGCAGUUUUUGCCUGUUUAUUUACAUUUUAUUUAUAUUGAACACAUCAAUUUGCACCAAAUACAACACUGUACUUCUUCAAACCCUUUUUUUGAGAUAUGUGUUACACAUACAGAGACAUUUGUGGAAUUAGUAGGUAUGUAAUUACAAGAUAAAGUAUCAAAAAGAAAAUAUAUGAUUAUGUAAUGAUGGUAAUAUAUAUUAUAUAUAUGUAUGUGUAUAUAUAUAUAUAUCUCAAAAUUUAAAGCUCAUGGUAGCUGUCAUGCUCAUACGUCCACAACAUACUUUAUAAUAUACAAUACAAAUAGGAGUGUUGCAUUAAUUCCCAGUCUUUGUUUUCCAUUUGCAAGUUGUAACACAAAAAAUAAUACUGAUCAUUUAUGUUGUCUUUUCUUUGUUUGUCAGGAGAUGUCCUUGUAACGUGGAAAAAUGGAUCUCCUGAAUCAAAUUACCAACCUGUGAACCCAAGUUCCCUCUUUGUCCCUGAGGGUACAGAAGAGAGAAAGAUAGGAGAAUCAUGGCAAUCAGACACAACAAGACAAGCCACGGUUACUGAUGCCUUUGGGGUGAUGAGGAAUGAUGAUCCCAGUCAGGAAGAUUAUCAACAAGCACAAAAAGUAGAGAAUUAUAUAUUCGGUCUUAUACAACGCAGAGUUAUACCGAUGCGCCCCUCCAAGCCCCGCACCAGCCUCUCACAUGAUGCCCGAGUUGUCAAUGUUGUGAGGCAGAGUAGUUUAUGCCGUAAGGAUGAACAAGAUUCACUAAAGCAGGUGUCUGUUCAACAGAUGUUAACUCUGUCCCAGUGUUCAGAGGGAACUGCUACACAGGCUUGCCAAAAUGUGGAUCAGAAGUGUCAUCUAGGGACCGGGUUUAAUGAAGAGGCCUCACCCCUAUACCACAACCACCUCCUCCAAAGUGUCCCGCAUCAACCAGGAUUUUAUCACAAGCCAAGGCAGGCCUCUAUGGUUAACACAUCCAGCUCAACCUUGCCAGACUAUCUAUCUUGCAGUGUGCAGCCAGCCAAACAAGACUCCAGCAAUAGUGAAACUGAUUCAACCCUGAUUCACAACUACCAGCCAGCUCCAGCUGUGUCAAAGCCUCACCAUCCACCUUCUCCUGAUGAGCAGUUGGUCAAUGCAGAGUAUAUUCCAGCCCAGCCCUGUCGAGCCUACACCAGAGCUUAUGGCCAGUAUCACUCCAAUCCCCAGAAGGGCUCUGGGGUACCUAAACCUAACAGAAGCAUGUUUUCUCCAGAAAGAAACCAUCAUCAUGAAGAGCAGCAGCCAACAGCGUCUCAGGUCCAGCCCUCCAGAUGUCGGGGGGGCCCAAAGAAGUGCCGUUUGAAUGAAGAGAAAAGUGUUGCCACUAAGAGGCUGGGGAAGAAAGCGUGUAGGUCUCAGUCAGAGAACAGCUUGCAAAGGGCUCCAGAGCGCAAGUACAAUACAGUAGAGAGGGAUGGUGGAGGAAGUGGGAGUGGUGGAAGGGGAAGCCGGAGUAGUCAAUCCAGGAGCAAGAAACAACAGCAAGGAAGUGGUAGCUGUAGGCGCUGGCAGUCCAGUCUUGAGCUCAGCCAAGAUGAAGCUGACCAGCUGCCCAUACCAGCACCUGUGCCAAACCAAAGGGAACCUUGUCCUAGGCGCACACGCAAAUCUCGUUCUACACAUGCAUCAUAUGUCUCUCCACACCGCAACCACAAUCUCCUUCAACACUCACACCAUCAUCAACCCAUGGAGUACCAGUUAGAGAGGGAUCAAGUGCCACUGUGUAAGCCAAGUGAGAACUACCUUCACCAAGAUCAGGGUGAGUCUGAGUCAAGCAUGAGCGAGGCUGACUCUCCAGAUUCCAGCUCUUUAUCCAGUGACUCAGAUGAAAGUGGUGGUCUGGUUUGGCCCCAACAACUCCCCCCUCAACUUUCCCUCCCAUCACCACCGGCCCCACCUGGAGCCCCUCUGCAGCCCAAAGCUUUUGUCAAGAUUAAGGCCUCACAUGCCCUUAAGAAGAAGAUCUUGCGCUUCCGCACUGGUUCGCUGAAAGUAAUGACCACUGUAUAAAGUGGAAUAAUGGCCAAAAUAAAGUAAUAUGAGCUGUCGAGCUUUGGACUAUGUACCAUGAGAGAACACAAACUGUGAACACAACAUAAAAUGUUAAUUAGGUAUGAUAUGAAAAUCUAUUUCUACAUGGAAGUAAUCUGACCUUCUCUGACUGAAUUGAUCGGAUGGCUUGAGAUCACCCUCAACAAGCAAUGAAAGAAAUGGCUAUCACCAUAUCAGCUAUUUGUUUAUAAAAUAUGAUGUUAAAUUGUAUGUGAAGUGUAAUAGUUUGGAUGCAACUUUGGAUGACUCAUGCUUUGUCAAAGGAUGGCCUGAUCUAAUGAAAUAUCCAAGCACAUUCAAAUACACACACCCACUGAACAAUUACAUCACUGUCCAUGUAGACAUUGCCUUGGAAGUCACAGUAUUUCAUGGUUUUAGCUUUUAGCCAUACUCAGAUAAAUGUUCAAUAUACAAGCGAUUUUAAGAGCUGUUGGUUCUCAUGCAAGGCCAUUUUUAUAUUUUAAUGCAAUUUUUUAAAUUUUUGUUCUUGUUUUCCUUUUUGUGUGGAUUGUAUGUAUGAGCAAUCUAAGUCAGUUACAUCAGACCUUUAACCUUUUAAUGAGUAACUGUCUGAUCAUUAGCAUAACCUCUACACUCCCCUUUAAGAGGGAAUGUUAUUAUGCAGAAAAAAGAAUUGAUUAAAACAAAGCAGUUCAUGGUGGGCUAGUUCAGGUGGGAGGUGGGCUAGGCCAUGUGAGAGUCAUGAGAGAAUAGUGUACUGGUGGCGAUGUUGCACUGUUGGGUACAACAGAGGAUGUUCACCUAAAAAGUGUCUUAAAUAAAGGCUCCAGUCAGCAGUUCAAGUCUGAGUUCCUCAGGCAAACUGUUCCAGAGGGUUUGAACCAUAACAGCAAAGCCCCGGUCACCUUUGGUUUUGACCAAGGAAUAUCUAACAUGGCCUUAUUAGAAGAUCUAAGGCUACGGGCUGGUGAGUACUGAUUUAGAAUUGUAACUUUACACACUGAGGCAAAAAAGGCGUCAGCAUUUGGUGGGUGGCAGACAUUAACAUUAGCUUUACACUCUCUAAGGAAGGCAAUGGUUCACCCAGUCCAUGUUUGCCGUAAAAAAGAAACAUAUAAUCACAAGCACCCCAUGCAAAUUAUGCUCAAUUCUGAGUAUUUACUGCCGCUGAUGGCUCCAGAGGUUGGCUGGGGAGGUUGAUAGUUGUCAUCAGUCAUAAAUAACAGUAAGUUGAAUGUGAAUCCAGGUCGUCUCCAACUUUAUGAAACUACCCUGUGUAAAAUGGUCAGAGACAGGUAGUGAAAAUGAUCCUCAGCUCUUAUUGAAUAUGACUCUUGUGUAUCCACCUUUUUCUCUAAUUCCAUCAUUCUUCUGAAAUGAAUUCUGGUAUUUAGGGAAGUUGCAUUUACACGACAGGGGUUUUCCCCAUGUAGAGAGAGGCCUACUUAUUGUACUAGACAGGUGAAAACUGCUGCAUGUUUAAAGAGUAUGUUUUCAUUGCCAUGAAGUCAGCCUUAAUUUGAAAGAAGGAUCCUUUGUCUCCCACUUUCCCAUGCAAGUUUUACUCCUAUUUAUCCAUCAUCUUUAUCCACUCUCCUCAACAAACAUUUACAUGUGCACAUUGGAAACGUAUUGUUGAAAUGCCACAUAUUUCUCCACAUAUUAGUACAGCUAUGAAAUAUUUUAUUGAUGGUAUUAAAUAUAUCUGUCAGACAUGGCCAAAUAUGACACUGAAAAUGAGUGGUGAGGAGGAGAAUGUUAUUACAAUACAAAGUGCCUGUGAAUUUGUGGCUGAGUUAAUUAUUGUCAAUUUUUAUAGCAGCAGACAAAAAACAGUAAGAUACAACAGUAUCUUUAAAUUAUCUUUAGAACAUUUUGGUGGGAUUAUGUCUCACUUACAGAGCAACUGUGUGCUAUUAUAUAUAUAUCCUAUUGAAGGGUGCUGUAUGCUAUCGAUUUUUCAUUUCUAAUGUUUUAAUAUUAAUAAUAAUAAAAUGGUUGCCUGCACAAGAAUGUAUUUAACGUUACAAUGUCACUUUCAGUAUUUGACAGUAUUAUCAUUUAACAUGCACUACCCAACUCACUAUGAGCUUCCUUUUGAAUGAAAUUUGUAAUGCAGUAUAUACAAUGUGUUUUAGAAAAUAAAGAAAUGUCAAAAGAUA